Messenger RNA from Chinchilla lanigera (long-tailed chinchilla), 2765 nucleotides. It is a transcript of the gene Dclk3, whose product is annotated as doublecortin-like kinase 3. The coding region runs from base 141 to 2360 and encodes 739 amino acids. Gene Ontology annotation, biological process: protein phosphorylation; intracellular signal transduction. The record is from RefSeq and is a predicted model, not a curated record. NCBI's taxonomy places the organism in Eukaryota, Metazoa, Chordata, Mammalia, Rodentia, Chinchillidae. The transcript has 4 exons. Gene Ontology annotation, molecular function: protein kinase activity; ATP binding.
GACAUCGAGGCCUAUGUGACAAUUCUCUAAAAUAUUUAAGCUCCAAAAUCACAGAGCAAAAACUACAGAGCACCUGGCUUCCUGCUGGCCAAGGGAAUCCAGAGAAAUCACUCCUGGGCCCCCGUGGCUCUGUUGUGCCCAUGUUCAGCCCUCAGAAUGGCCUUCACUCGGUCCAUUCUGAGAACAGCCCACUGAAGCCCAGGGUUGUGACCGUGGUGAGGCUGGGUGGGCAGCCCCUCCGUAAAGUCACCAUGCUCCUCAACAAGCGGUCGGUGCAGACAUUCGAGCAGCUCCUAGCAGACAUCUCAGAAGCUUUGGGCUUUCCAAGAUGGAAGAAUGAUCGUGUGAGGAAGCUGUUUAACCUCAAGGGUAGAGAAAUCAGGAGUAUCUCUGAUUUCCUCCGGGAAGGGGAUGCUUUCAUAGCUAUGGGCAAAGAACCCUUAACGUUGAAGAACAUUCAGAUGGCCAUUGAGGAACUGUAUCCUAACAAAAACCGGGCCCUGACCCUGACCCAGCACAGCCGGGCCCCUUCUCCAAGACUGAGAAGCAGAUUUUAUAGCAAGGUUCUGAAAGGGGGCCACCACUGUGGGGAAGCUGGGAGCGGCAGUGAGCCUGCCCAGAGCAAGGCAGUCAUCAGGAGUCAGGGAAAGUCCGCUGUGGAGCCUGCGCUAGAAAACAAAGUGAGGGCCCAGAAGAAGUGGGUGAGAGGGAAACGGGAGCCUGAACCUGGUAGCAAGCUGCCCAGAGAAACCACUCGGGAGGAGGGGCAUGCAAGUGGAGAGAAGCACCUGGGGUUGGAGAUUGAACAGACCUCUGGGGAGAUUGUCCGAUGCGAGAAGUGCAAGCGAGAGCAGGAGCUCCAGCAGAGCCUGCAGCGGGAGAGGCCCUCCCUGGGGGCCAGUGAGCUGGACAUAGGCAAGUGCCAGAGGUAUGAUGUGGAGAAACUGGUGAGGACGAGAAGCUGCAGGAAGUCUCCAGAGGCAAACCCUGCACAUGGUGGGGAAGGACGGAAGGGUGACAACCAUAAGAGCAGUCCCAGGAGUCCCACUCACGAGCUGAACAGGCCCAGCAAGAACACAGACAAGAGAGAGGACAGAGUCCCAGAGGAUCAAGCAAGCCAUCCUCAGGGAGCAGCCAAGAUCAAGAAGGAGCUCACCGAAGCUCCUGCCGUGACAGAGGGGCCCAGGGAUGUAAAGAAAGACAUCAGGCAUGUUUGCAAGAACAAACAUGGUACCUGUCUCCUGAGAGAACACCAGACUGAGCUGGAGAGGCUCUCUAAAACCCGAGGGGAAGAAAAGGAGGCAGAAAAGGAGAAGAAGUCAGGUGUGUCAGGAGGGAGGAAGAUGACUGUCAGAGAUGACCCCCUUGCAAGGGUAGAGAAGGAGCCCAAGACCAGGCCAGAAGAGAGCAAGCCAGAACGGUCCAGUGGGCGGAAGCUGCGACCUGUGGGCAUCAUCACAGCAGACGUGGAGAAGCAUUAUGAGACUGGCCGGGUCAUCGGGGAUGGGAAUUUUGCCGUGGUGAAGGAGUGCAGGCACCGUGAGACCAGGCAGGUCUAUGCCAUGAAGAUUAUCGACAAGUCCAAACUCAAGGGUAAGGAGGAUAUUAUUGACAGCGAAAUCUUAAUCAUCCAGAGCCUCUCUCACCCCAACAUAGUGAAACUGCAUGAAGUAUAUGAAAUGGAAAUGGAAAUCUACUUGAUCAUGGAGUAUGUGCAGGGAGGGGACCUUUUUGAUGCCAUCAUAGAAAGUGUGAAGUUCCCCGAGCCUGAUGCAGCCCUCUUGAUCAUGGACUUAUGUAAGGCCCUUGUCCACAUGCAUGACAAGAACAUUGUCCACCGGGACCUCAAGCCAGAAAACCUUUUGGUUCAGCUAAAUGAGGACAAAUCUACCACUUUGAAACUAGCUGAUUUUGGCCUUGCCAAACGUGUGGUGAGACCUAUAUUUACUGUGUGUGGAACUCCAACUUAUGUAGCCCCCGAAAUUCUUUCUGAGAAAGGUUAUGGCUUGGAAGUGGACAUGUGGGCUGCAGGCGUGAUCCUCUAUAUCCUCCUGUGUGGCUUCCCUCCAUUCCGCAGCCCGGAGCGGGACCAGGAUGAGCUCUUUAACAUCAUCCAGCUGGGCCACUUCGAGUUCCUUGCGCCUUACUGGGACAAUAUCUCUGAUGCUGCCAAAGAUCUGGUAAGCCGGCUGCUGGUGGUGGAUCCUAAAAAGCGCUACACGGCCCAUCAGGUUCUUCAGCAUCCCUGGAUUGAAACGGCUGGAAAGAUGAGCAAGGCGAACCUCCAAAAGGAAGUGACCCCCAGCAGCGAGGGCCACACUCGGAGCCAGCACAAGAGGGCUGUGGAGCAGGCACUGUAGUCACUGCCUUGGGCCUGGGUUCUGCUCUAAUUCUGCUUGAGGAUGGAGAAAAGGGUGGAAGUCUGGGAGAGAAAGAGUCAGAGAGGCUUCUUCGCAUAACUCGACAACCAGGAGAGAUGCACAGUGUAUUUUAAAAUGUAUUUAAAAAAUAUACUGAGGCCUGAUGUUAAAUGUGACAUAUUUUUAGAUUUUUAGAUCUAAGGCGUUUAGUAUAAUUCUGUUGGUUUUUUUGGGGGAAGAGUUGUCAUCAGUGAGAAAUUUUUGCUAAUCAUUUUGCUUCCUCCUUGUAACCAAGUUUGUGGUGUACUACAUGAGUGGUGCUUUCUAGUGUCUAAACUCCCCCAGACAGUUGUUAAGGUGAAUCAUAGUCUUUCUGUGUUAAUAAAAUAUGCUCUGAAUAACACA